AAUCUACUAAAAAACACCGCUUAUUAAAACUGUUCAGCAGAAAUUUAAGGCUUGAAAUGCUAUAUAUUCAUUUGUUUGGUGUCUUUUAAAGGUAACUUGUCAAUUUAUUUAUCUUAUCAAUUUGAUAGUUAGAUAAGAAAAAGUUUUUAUUACUUGAAUAGAUGUAAAUAGAUACUUAAGUUAGAUAGCGAAAAACAAUAUGAGAUGGAGUGUUUUCUUUAACAUUGUAUAUGGUAACAAUAAAAAGAUUCAGUUUGAAUAUUGUUAAUAGGAAAUUUUAAUACGAAUAAUAGACGUUUAGAUAAAGAAAUUAAAAGUGAAUAAGUUAAAUAGUUAUGUUAGCGUGAUAGGGAAAGAGGGAGACGAUUUUAAUUGAAACUAUAUUUAUAAUUGAUGGACUUUUACUUUUUUUUAUGCUGUACCGUAUGGUUACUGACGUUCUCUUCCAUCCUUAUUUAAAAUUCAUUGACUUAAUAUUGAUCUAUAUUCAAUUUUUCUGUAAAAUUUAAUAAUUUUUUGUUUUGUUUGCUAAGGUCGAUAGCUUACGCAGGUGUAGGCCUAACUAAGAAGAAUUCCAAAUACCAUUCAAAACUAUUUAUGGAUCAGUGUUCUAAGCGCAGGCGUUUCUUUUCAUGCUAUUUCUCGGUAAUCUUUCAGCUAAGAGCAAUAUUUAUAGUGUUAUUCGUAUUGAAAGGUUUAUUGUAAAUAGUUGAAAUAUAGUUAGUUUGUUUAAAAAGGUACUCCCUAUCUUACUCUAAUUACUUUUCAUCGUUUUCAAUCGAUGAAACAGCACUCAGGAAAAAAAAGCCAAUACGGAAUUAAAUUAACUCUCUUGUCUCAGUAUGAACUUUUCUUUAUCCUAUAGUACUUACCUUCAAUUUGAUUGAACCUGCAUUCCAGACAUUACUUGCUUUAGUAUUUCUAUAGAUAAAUGUAUUAACUAUUACUCUUUAUAUUUUAGUAAAUUACCUCCCAAAAUGGGUUGCGGUGUUUCUUCUGAACCGGAACAGACUGUUAGGGGGCAAGCACCCCAGUCGUCUAAUUCUCAACGCCCAAGAGUACUUCCACCCAACAAGUCGGAAUUUGUCAAAGAUGGCAGAGCGACAAUUAAGCAGCAUAGAGAAUCCGAGAAUCGAAAUAGUAGAAAAAUGAGAGCUGCUGUACUGGGAAGACGAUCUGCUUGUACCGUUCUUAUAGAUAAAAAUGGAUUUUCUGUUCAACAAUUGCGGAUUUGUGAAGGACAAGUUGUAACUUUUAAAUGGGAUGAAACUUCUAGUGAUGGUCAAGGAUAUAAUGUUACCCAGGUCGUACAUGAUGGAGAGAAAUUCAAACCAGUAAUAGGGGGAUUUCAUAGUGGUCAGAUUUCAAGAAAAGGAUUUUACGAAGAGCAAUUUAACCUAUCCGGCUUCUACAAAUUUGUCAGUCUCGGAAUUAAGUGUACACCACUUACUAUAGAAGUAUAUGAACGAACAAAUAUAGAAGCUGAACUUGGAGAUGAAGGCUUUUUCCCUAAAAUUCUUCGUAUUGACGAAGGCAAUACCAUUGAAUGGAGAUGGAAAAACUGUCUAAUACCACAUUCUAUAACUGAAGUAAAAUACUUUCAUAGAUGGGGCAAAUUUAUAGCCAAAGACGAUAUUAGUGGACCUAGUUCAAGAAGUGGAUCUUGCAAAAGGAGUUUCGACAACCCCGGUCUAUUCUACUUCCAAAGUGAAGGUUUAUCACCUGGGGAAAAAAUCUUUUGUGGUGUUCAUAGUCAAUUUAACAGAGAACAUCAAAUAGAAAUAUUGGAUAAUGAAUUUCAACCCCAAAUCUUAUUAAUUGAUGAAGGAGAUAGAGUAUGGUGGGGUUGGGAUAAAAACAGGACAAAAAAGCUACAUUGCGUUUACGAAAUAGAGAGACCCUCUGCAAAUUCUCGCAGUGAUGACUCCUACAAGCAAAAAAAGAAUGGUUUUCAAUGGCCAAAACCAUCAAAAUGUGGCCUUUUAUCUCAUGAAUUUCACGAAGCUGGAGUUUAUUAUUUCUCCGAUUAUAAUGCUACUCAAGCUGCAGAAUAUGUGGGGACAAUUGUUGUUAAACCGAAAGAAAAAGAACAUUUUAUUGAAUUAUCGCGAAAUGAUCAAUUUUCACCUGGUCUUCAGAAAGUUAAAACUGGCGAUAGGGUGUGGUUUACAUGGAAACCGAAUGAAAUGGAAAGCGGGUUUCUUCUACGAGAAUGGGAAAAAUGCAAUACGAUUGAGGCCACUAGACCUGGAAUUGAAAAUGAUAAUAGUGAUAUAAAUGAACAUGCUUAUAUGGAUCAAGAAUGUGAAAAACUUAAAGCUCAAAUUGGCGUAGACACUGUAAUAUUUGGUACAGUUGGAGUUUAUCACUAUAGAGUACCAGAUUGUCCAGAUAUCAUUAAUUCAUGCUCUAUCAUCUGUGAAAAUGGGCCAAGAAAUUAUACUGUACAUGUUACUGACCAAGGUUUUGAACCUAAACUUGUAACGGUCAAGGCUGGUGAUAGAAUUUGGUGGAUUUGGCAAGAAUCUAGUCGUAAAGCUUUGCCUCAUAACAUAGCUCAAGUUACUCAUAGCGGAAAUGUAAUUAAAACUGGUUUCUCGAGUGGAGCCUUAUUGGACACCCCCUCUGGCUUUGUUCAUCGAUUUGAAAAUUUGGGAUGUUACUAUUACAUAUCCGAUUCAUUGCCAAAAGCAUUUGGAGCUGUUGUUGUAUCAAAAGCUCCAAAGGUUCAUGAAGUUGAAGUCGAACCGGGAGAAAGUAUAGAAAAUGAUCCCGUUGUUGCCAACGUUCAUGAUGUUGUUGCAUGGACUUAUCGAGGACUUCAACAUUACGAUGUUAGUCAAAUUACAUCAAUUGAACAUCUCCUUGAUCCACAGAUAGAAAAUACGGAACAAGGUCCCCGUUAUUGUAUGAACAGAAUGUUCUCAAAAAAAGGAAUGUAUCACUUUACUAGUAGAGGAUUUUACAAUUAUAAUCGCGGCGCUCGUAAUAGUUUGGAAGACCAAAGAGUGAGCACUGUUCUCGUCGACCAUAUUAAUGAACAUGCACAAAUUCGUGUGAAUAGUAAAGGAUUUUGGCCACCAAAAAUUUGCAUUCAGAAGGGACAAUCCAUACUAUGGAGUUGGGUUGGAUCAGAAGAAGCUCAUAACAUUAUUCAUGUAAACAACAGCGAUAACUCCAACCCUCUAAGUCGUGUACAAGGUUCAAAGGCUUUUAAUUCCGGAAAACAAACGCCUAAUAGUUCUUUCCUUCAUACUUUUGAUGAAUGCGGAGUUUUCAGUGUGAUAUCGCAGGGAGCUCCUGGCUUUCCAUGUGAAGUCCAUGUUUUGGAAGCACCAGCAUCGAAGACGAGUAAACCAUACAUUCAAGGUGGAGAAAUGAACGGUGGAACAGUAGAAAAGAAUCAUGUUGUGUGGUUGAAAUGUGACACAGCAGGUGCUAAAAUUUACUAUACUGUAGAUGGAACUGCUCCAGAACUCCAUAAAUUAAACGUCAAGAAGUAUGAUGCCAAAAAGGGUAUUACAUUGAAGAACUCUGGAUUACAUUAUAUCAGGGCUUUGGCUGUAUCUGACAACAGAAUAAACAGUACUAUCCUAACAUCUAAACGUUUUUGGGUAACAUCUGAUGGUGAAGAUCGCUCUGAAUCGAAUUCUGAAGUUGAGGAAGAUAUGGAUGCUUUACAAAAGAAUACAGAAAAUUGGAAAAAUUGUGUGCCUAAUAUUAAGAGUCAUUUUGUUGGGCCUGGUGUUAUUGAAAUUUUCUGGGAAAAUCCACCUUUGGAAGCUUUAGCAGAAUUGAAAGGUUAUAAAGUUCUUUUGAACGACAUCUCAUAUGGAAAGGAGAUUGCUCCAAAUUGUUGUAGUGCAGUGGCUGCUGAUCUUGCUGCUGACAGAAGUUAUGAAGUUGUUCUGGAAGCCAUACCUAAAUCUCGUCAUUUUUUAUCUCAUAAAUCAAACAAGUUGAUUCUUAAAUGUCCAAAAGUUGUGGAAACUGGCGGACCAUUGAUCUCUCUUGAAGUGGCUGAAAAGAAAGAUUCUAUAGCAGUUGUGUGGAAGUCAAUAUCCACGGAGGACAGUCCAAUUGAAUAUUAUUCGCUAUAUUUGAAUGGGCAAAAAUGCGGAGACGAUAUUCGUCCUGGUGAUCAAAUGGAUCGAUGUCGAAUAGUUAUUGAUGGAUGUCAAGAAAAUAACAUGUACAGAGUAAUAUUAGUUGCCGUUGGUAAAGAUGGAAGACAACAUCAUUCGAAUGAAUUAGAUGUCACCUUACCUCUGGUCAUUAAUGACAUAAAACUUCCUCCUCAUGAUGCCAGAAACUACGAUGAUGAUUUGUAUAAGGAAUAUGUAGAAGUUCAAGAGGGAAAAGCAACAAUUACUAAACGGGAAAUACGUUAUACAUCAGAAAAUGAAUCAAAUGAUGAAGAAGAUGAUACCAAUUUGGAGAAUAAAAAUGAUAGUCAAAAUAAUCGUAGUAACGAUACGGAAAAUGAUGAAGAAGACAAUUACAAUCAUUAUCCAAGCGAUGCUAGAAGCAAAAAUAAAAAAGGAAAAAAUUCCGGUUCAUCAACAAUGGAAGAUACAAGGGGUUUUCAAGAACCGGAAUUAGCAGAAGAACUUGUCGAACAGAUUGAAGAACAGUUAAGAGGCCUUAAAGCUGAAAUUAGGCGACAGAGUUUGGUUGAAAAGAGUGAAGAUGAUGCAGAGUAUUCUGUUCAGCAGAAAUCAAUAAGAGGUCUUAAAGUAGAAACAAGAAGGCAGAGUUUGAUUGAAAAGAGCGAUGAUGAUACAGAAUUCUCGGUUCCAUCAAAAUCAAUAGAGAAGCAGAAAGAGAGAAACUUUAAAAAGCCUCCACUACCUUUUAAGACUAGACCUUAUUCACCUAAAAUGAAUGAGGAAGAGGACGAAGAUAAUGAUGAUGAUGAUGAUGAUGAGGAGGAGGAGGAGGAUGAUGACGAUGAGGCAACCGAAGAAAGGGAAGGAGGGAGGGUUUGGCAAGAGGACGGAGAGGAAACUGAAUCAGAAUCCGAAAUUCGAUCCGUUGAAGAUGAAACUAAAAUUUAUUCUGAUUAUGGUAUUAUGUCUGAAGUCCUACGAUCAUCGUCCCAUACCGAUAAGGUGUUUAAGUUAAAAGCGAAUGAUGUUAGAAAUUUUCAAAUAGCAAAUCCGGUAGACAAUAAUAAGACUGUAUAUCAAAGGCCGGUGUCUCUCGGAAGACCACCUAAUUGGAAGAGCAUAACAGAAAAAAUAAAAACCGUUUCAUUAUUUAACACUUUAAAAAAAUCCCGAGAACAAAAUAUUUUAAGCAAGAAUGUUAGGAAAUCAAAUGAUCUAGCAAAUCCUCCGAAUGAUAAUUAUAGUGAAAGGAUAUCAACAUGUUUAUUUGAUAAGGCUGUAAGCUUUAGGAAGCAGGAAAAUGAUUAUCAAAUUAUUGAUGCAACAAUGGGACCAUGGAAAAAUAAAAUGAGACCCGCAGCAAAAGUAUCAACUCUCAUAACUAGAUUAAAUAAAUUAAUACCUCACAAAAACGAAGUUGUUGUUCAAGAAGAUAAAAGUGACACAAGCGAGCAAUUUCUAGUAGAAGUAAUGUCGGAUGCCGAAAGUAGUGAUGAUUCAGUCAAACAGAGAGACGAUCGAUCGAAGAAACCGAAGAAAAAGAUGAAAAUGGCAAAGGAUACCAAAGUAGUUGUCAAGGCUGAUAAUGUCUCUAUCAAUAAACCAAAUGAUACUCCGCGAGUAAAUAAAGUGACGUCACAAGGCUUACCUCUGCAAAGUUCUAAUAAGACUUCACAGGCAUCUGUUAGUUCGGAGUUGCUGCCAAAACCAAGGAUUAGAGCGGCGAACAAGGGAGAAAACCGCGUUCUGAUAUCAUGGGAAGUAGACGAGUCAUCUGAUCCAAAAAUGCGUCUUCUCGUAUAUGUUGUUCACGUCCUGGGUCGUCGAUUUUUGAAAAAGGUCAACAGCAGUAUGAGCUAUGAAUGUAUGAUUGAAGAUAAAAAAGAAUCUUUCGUCGGUGUACACCACAUUUGGAAUAUUACUUCUGGAGAUUUAGAGUGCGAAGUUUCGGGGCUUUUCCCCGCUGAAGAAUAUCGAUUGUUUGUUACAGCCCAUUAUACAAGAUUAGAUUCUAGCCACUCAGCCGAAGCUCAAGUUCAAUCUGAAAUUUUGAGGUACACCGCAAUUGGACAGUUAACAGCACCUACUCUAAAUAUUGUUAGUACGGACGUUUAUCAGGCUUGCAUUGAAUGGGCAGAAGAUAUAAACCAGCGUCAGGAUGCGAAUAUUGUUGGAUACCAUAUUUUUAUAGAUGAAAAGCGGGUAGGAGAGCAGCUUAAAAGUAGCAUUCGUCAAUCCUUGAUUGAUAAUCUUAAACCCGGAAAAGCCGUUCGAGUCAAUAUUCGAUCAUACAGUGAAAAAUUUGGAGAGAGUGCAAAUUCCAACACAGUUGUAAUUAAGUGUCCACAGAAACCUCCAGCACCUGAAGUUGUUCAGGAGCCGGCCUUCAGUGUUGGUAAGGCUAUAGUUAGUUGGACCAGACCACAAAAUAUAAGAAUCUCAGAAAGAGGGGAGGAUAUUUUAUUCUAUAGAGUCUUUGUAGACAACGAUAUGAUUGGUGAAGUUCGUAGUAGUUCCACCAGCAAUAAAGCUGGGUAUCAGUUUUCUUGCAGUAAAUUAGCACCUGGUAAGGCAUAUGACUUAGUGGUUAGAGCAUAUGCUGGAGAAAAGAUUAACAGUGGCCAACAGGUUAACUCUGUUUAUUGUUUAGCGGAGAGUGAUGAUACGAAUAUGAUACAAGUGACUUGCUCUGCUCCACCAGAAUCACCUACUCUUCAUAUUAUGUCUAUGGAUGUAGAUGGAAUUGACGUUGGUUGGGAGAUGCCACAACAGUACGGAGACGCUGCCGUUUCAGGUUUCCAAAUGAUUAAGGAUGACCGUUUUUACGGAGAAAUUAUGCCUAGUGAUGUAUAUAGUAUGAGAAUCCAGGAGGGAAUACACUUGGGCGAUAGAAUAACUCUACAAAUUUUGGCUUUAACCGAUCAUCCAGUUGGUCGUGAGACUGAUGCCGCACCAUCUUCUCAAGAUGCAAUCUCUUCUAUCCCGGAAAAUGAUAUUGGCCUACUGGAAUUAUACAUAGGCGGUAGAUACAAAGCUUGUAAGUUGGGACCAAAAUUAACUAUCUGGUAUACUGGUUUGGUGUCACCUCCUAUCAAAGUUCAUGCUGAGAAUGUAACUGGACAUUCUGCUGUAAUAGCUUGGAAAAUUUCAACUAAAGAAAAGAAACAUUUUGUUGCCGCCGAAAAUUAUAUAGUAACCUGGUGGCCUGGAAAUGAUGCCAAAGAACACGUGCGCAGCGCAACGACGACCAAUGAUCAUUUAUUGCUUGAGGACUUAAAGCAAAACGUUAAGUAUACGGUAAUUGUUGAAGCAAGAAGAAUAGCAAAUUAUGCAGAUACUGAUAAAACUUUCAUACUAUCUGGAAAAUCUGAACCAUUAUCUGUGAUUACUGCCAAACCUCCAGCUCCAAUCAAUAAUAUGGGAAUUGUCGCAACUACUAACUCUGCUAUAAAAGUAAAAUGGGAUAGUUUGCAAGCGACUGGAGUAGAUAUUAUUUGUUUGAGAGUUGAUGCCGUCGCUUUGAGACCUAUACCUGAUCAUAAGCACUCUUGCACGGAAGUUACGCCUGAUUCAGUAGAAGCCAUUGUGGAAAAUUUAGCUGAAAAGACUGAAUAUCUUAUUUCUGUAACAGCAGUUACAGAAGAGUACUUUUCAAACCUUCCCAGUGGUGAUCCUUUGAGAGUUCACCAUGCUUUUCCUAAAGAUAGACCACCACCAGAAGAUAAUUGGCUACCCAAAACAUCCAUGACCGGUACAACUUCUGGUACUGAACCUCCUUUCGAUGUCCAUGCUGUAAACAUUACACCGACUUCUAUUGCUGUUUCUUGGAAGCCGGCAACAGUGUACGGUUCUUGUCGACUACAAGGGACGCUGCUCAGAUGGGCAAUAGCCAAAAACGUUUCUGGAGAUUCAGAGGAAGGAGAGAUGGCAAACUAUUCGAAUAUGAGCGUUGAUUCUGAAAGAGCUACAAUAGAAAAUCUCUUACCAGGCGUUCAGUACAAAAUUGUAGUAGAAGCAAUAGUAAGCGCUAAGAAUGCAGUUUCCAGCACUUCCUCUGAUCACCCUGAGGCUGAGAAGAUGGACAGAAGAACUCUUCAUGUAACCUCAAAACCAGUUGUAAUUAGAACUAAAGCGCCAUGUGAACCGCCAAGAAUAAGAAUGACAGGAUUCACACCAAGUACUAUUGAUAUUAAGUGGCAAAAGCCCGUUCUAACAAGGGAGGUUGGAAAAAAUCCGUAUGGAGUACCAGACUUUAUUAAACUUAAUUUAGAAUGCUAUCGAUUAGAGAUUAACGAUAAACCACAUAUGAGAUUAUCGCCUAAUGCUCAGGCCUGUACUCUUACUUGCUGUAAACCUGGUAAAAGGUAUAAAAUUGUUCUAGUGGCUAUAACUUGUCCAGAGGACGUUAAGAAGAUGAGAAAGAAAGAUCAAAAAAAAUUAGAGAAUGUUUCGGUAAAAGAGGAUUCAAUGAAUAGGAAAUGGACUACCUUACCUAUUGAUGCUGAAAAUGAUGAAUCUUUCUCAAAUCAAAUCAUUGAAACACUACCUGUUGAACAGUCAGGUCUCUUGCAAACAUGUAACAUUGAAUUCGUACCGCCUGUCCUAUCAGGAGAUCAGGGAGAGAUGAAACUUAAUUGGACAGUUCAAGGUAGCACCAAUCAUUUAGAGCAAUUUGAAAUUACUUGGAUUGACGGCAAAGGGCAAGGAAACAAAAAGACUGUUCCAGCAUCAUGUAGAGAGGUUCUACUACCUGUAACAGGACAAAGUAUCAUUCAAGAUGUCAAGAUAAUGCCAAUUCUGAAUAGAGGCUCUUCUGAGAAUACUGCUCAGGUUGUCCAGUGCCUCCUUCCUGGAAAACCUGAUCCUCCUGUAAUAUACUCCAAGGGUGAUGUUCGCUCUGAUCAAUUCACAAUUGAAUGGGGUGAGCCAAAAUUAUGGGGUCAUAAUAUUGUAAACUAUCUGUUGUAUCUAAAUGGUAAAAAAGUGGGCCGUGAACUGGAAGCAAGACAUAGGAAAGCAACUAUCCCUUGCUCUAUCAGUAAAUCUUACAAAGUUCAGCUUCAGGCCGUCACAGCCAAUCCCGAUAUUGGAGCCUCAGAUUUAUCAAAUGUUUUGGAAAUAAUUCCAAGUCAUGGCAAAGUCAUUCCGGGACAUGCUCCAGUUGUCGCAGAGGACGAAGACGAAGUUAAUGAAGAUUACAUUCCGCUUAUAGUCGUAAAAGUUACAGACUCAACUAUUCACCUUGAUUGGAGUCGCUAUUUAGAACCAUCCUUUUCUCAUUAUAAACUUACUUGGAGCAGCGUUGCUAAUCCUGGCGAUAAAGAUGUAGAACUCAGACCAGGUGAAAAAAGUUGUACAAUCCACAAAUGUUAUCAAGGAACAAAUCAUUUCGUCAAAUUAACUGCUGUGGAUGAAUUGGGCCAAAUAGUUGACCAAUCUAAACAGCUUACUGUUCAAACUUCCGCUCCUCCAGAUGCACCGAAUUUAAGUCUUAGGGCGAAAAAUUUUAAGUAUAUAACUAUUGAAUGGAAUAGACCGAGAUGCUACGGUGAAGGAAAAAUUAUUGAGUACAAAAUCUUUAUAAAUGGCAUCGUUGAAGAGAAAGUUGGACCAGAUCAGUUUCAUUACUCAUUCACCAGGGGAUAUUGGUGUAGUGAAUAUGCCUUCCAGGUUCAAGCUGUAACUGGAAUUGAUCGUCUUGAUAGUCGGCCAUCCGAUCCUUUAGUCGUUAUUUGGCCCGGUGUUCAACCUCCAGUUCUACAGAGAGUUCCAGCAGUUGGAAAAAGCUCAGUAAGAAUUGUUUGGAACGUUCCUAUUACAACUGAUGGAAUAGACAUCAAGCAGUACAAGCUAGUAUGUAAGGAUGAGGAAACUGGAAACAUUGCCCAAAUUGUUGCGCCAAUUCACCCAUCAACUACCGAAGCAGAAAUACAUAAUCUUAAAUCUGGAGUGUAUCAAGUUUUCUUAGAAGUUCACGUUCAUGGUACUCAGGAAGUUGUAAGAUCUGACACCCUGAGAAUAGUUCCAACUAUAUCCCCUGAUCCACCUAAUGUAUCAGUUAAUGUAGUCGGUCUUGAGGAAAGAAGACAAGUCGAAAAAGUCACAUGUGAUUUGAUCAAUAAGAGAGACAGGUUAUUGAAUAUUCUUGCUAGUGGUGCAAGUAUUGAGGAUUUUGCUGUUAAAAGAGCAAGCGAAGAAUUGGGUCAAAUUGAGCAUAUGUUAUCGGAUUGUCUUAAUUCUUUGAAACAUAACACUGGACAUGUAAUUGCUCACAUGUCCUGGACAACUCCUCAAAGUAACCCAGACGCUAUAGUCUCUGGCUUUAAAGUUCUUGUUGAUGGUAAAAAAUAUGGCAACACAUUGUCAGCAGGAGCCAAUAAUGUUCGAGUAAAGCUUGGAGUCGAGAAAGAAAAACACAAAUUAUCUAUGGUUGCCGUCUGUGACAGACCGAAAUCCUUGAGCGCUCAAUCAAACAUCAUAGAACUCUUAACUGAACCGUUUCUACCUUUUUCUUUCUUCUCGUUCCUAGAAACAAUAAACAGCCCAUACCAAGAAACUUUGGCAGUAGAAAAGCGCUUACCUAUUACAAAAGCCAUAAAUGUCGGUUUACUAAGAAGACAAGUUCAACCUCCAUCCUGUGCUGUUUUAGAUAUAUUUGAAUGCGAAUUUAGAACCCUUAUUCCUCCAAGUGGGCCUAGAUUACCAACUGCCCUAUUAUUCUGGUCUACAUCAAAUCGAUAUUCAACCAAACAACUUAGCUGGUUUGUAAAAUACGCAAGAAAGAAUUCAUCCAGAUACGAAUUUAUUGCCGUUUCGUGUAUCACGGAUGAUUUAACUGAUGAAACUCGCCAAAAUUUGGUUCAAACGAUAUCUGAUAACGGUUGGAGAGAUGAACAAUGUGUGCGUCAUGUGACCUCUGUAACGUCGAAUUCUCCUUCCCUAUCAACAACAAUUGUCCAAAAAGGAGGAACAAUAAGCCAUCAUAUUGAUCACCACGAUCCUAAUUGUAAAUUUCCUCACAAUGAAAAGCAUGAAUCUGGUGACGUCACUUCUUACUAUGGAGUCCAGGGAGUGCCUAGUAUUGUUAUUAUCCAUCCAGAUGAUUAUAUUUCAUGGAAAGGCAGAUAUUGCGCAUUUGAUUACCAUUCAUUCGAUGCUUUUAUAACAUUUAUAUUAAGGCAAAGUAUCAACGAAUCGACUGCGGAAGAUCCAUGGGAUAAGAAAAUAGAGCCUGAGCUCUUUAGCUCCGAUCUGAAUAACGACACUACACAUGUGCUUGUUCAUCGUAAAGAUAGAUCCCAUUCUCCAACAGGAACUUUCCAAACUCGUGGGAAUACUGCAACUAUUAUCCAUGCCCCAUCAAUUAAUAAUAAAAAAUCCCGUCCAAGAUCCCCAAAGCGUUUAUUCCAGAAGUCUUACAACAAAAAAAGGUCAUCGCAGAAAAUAAGUGUAGAAAAUCGACCAUUCUCAGCUCAGAGUCCUUAUACUCAAAAAUUAUUGGAUCCCUAUCAACAAAUACACACUCAGAGUAAAAAGAGUAAGAAGCCGAAAAGUAUAUAUUAA
Molecule: messenger RNA, 11672 nt
Organism: Dimorphilus gyrociliatus
Lineage: Eukaryota; Metazoa; Annelida; Polychaeta; Dinophilidae
Source: the annotation of a GenBank genome assembly